This is a messenger RNA of Ilex paraguariensis (yerba mate), 2375 nucleotides long. The record is from the annotation of a GenBank genome assembly. Lineage: Eukaryota; Viridiplantae; Streptophyta; Magnoliopsida; Aquifoliales; Aquifoliaceae.
CUCUCACUUUCAACACCGAAUCUCUCUCUGCUUUCUCUCUCCACCAGUUUAUCCUCAGCAGUGCAGUGUCUCAUAUUUUCUCCACCGUAAAAAAAAAAAAACUUAGAAAACCACAAGCCUCUCAUCUUCAAUCCCAUUUUCAGCCUCAAAACACCACAGAAAACCUACUCAAACCCAUAAAUCCAUGGCCAAAAAGAAGGUGACCAACCCAGAAAAACCACCCCAAAACCAAGAGCAACAGGAGAUCCACCAAACCUUGACCAUGGAGGACGCUUCAGAGAAGCUAGAAAGCCUGAAAUUCCUCAACUCUAUGCUUCUCAAGGAGACCGUUGAACGCCGACAACAAGUGGACUCACUUAUGCAAUCAAAAGGGUCUCUGGAAUCGGAGCUUAUUAGAGCUAACUCGGAGAAAGAAGUUUUACAGUCUGAGUUGACUCGGUUGAAUGAAACAACCGUUCAGUUGGAAUUGGAGAGGAAUUUGGUGUUUGUGUUUGUUGCAAUGCAGGUGACACAACAUGCUGAGGUGGUUGAGAGGGAGAGAGAUGGGUUUUGCAGGGAGAAAGUGGAGAUUAAGAGGAAAAUGGGAAAUUUAGAGAGAGAAAUGAAGGAGGUUUUGAUUGAGAAAAGUGAGAUUGAGAAGGAGAAGAUUGAGAAAGAGUUUGAAAUUGGGGAAUUGAAGAAGAAUUUGAAUGAGCUUGAGGUUCAGCUUGCUAAUGAGAGAGAUUUUUUGAGCCGGGUUUGUCAAGAUAAAGAUGAAACGAGGGCUACACUUGAUCUGCAAAUUGAGGAGACAAAUGGGUUGAGAGUGAAAUUGAUUGAGACAGAGAAGAAAGAGAAAGAGAUUCUGGAAGAGCUUAAGAAAUUAAAUGUCGAAUAUACUGGUGUAGUGGAGGAAAAAGAUGACAGAGAACUUCAAAUUAAAUCAAUGAUGAGGGAUAAGGACUUGAUGGAGAGGAGUUUAGAGGAGUCAUAUAGGGCAACUGAGGAAAUGAAGACAGAGAUUGAGGAAAUUUUUAAGGCAAAAGAAGUCGUUGAGGAGGAGAGAAACGUAGAAAUGAGAAAGAGAAAUGAGUUGGAAAAUGAGUUGAGUGUGCUCAAGGAGUGGGUAUUGAGUCUGAAAAAGGAGGAAGAUAGGCUGCACGCAAAUUUGAGUGAGUCAGAGAAGAGGUGUGUUGAAGGUGUGGAGAAUCAAAAGCAGAUGAAAAUAGAAAUGAAUAUGAUGGUAGAAGAAAAGAAAGAGACUGAGAAGAGGUGUGAGAGCUUGAUUGAGGAAAAAAGCUUGGUAAUGAAAGAUUUGAAUGAAGCUUUGAAACAAUUAGAUGAAAAGAAAAAAAAGAUGGAUAAAACAGUUUUGGACAAAAUUGUCAUAGAGGAGGCUAAGCUUGGAAUGGAGAGUGAUAUUGUUGGAUUGCAAAAACAAGUGGCUGAACUGAGGGGUACUAUCUCAUCACUGGAAGAGUUAAGCAAGGAUCAAAUGGAGAAGAUCAAGCAAUUGGAAUGUGAAGUUAUAGAUCAUAGGGAUGUGAUUGAUCGAGUUACAAUGGAGAGGGAUGAGGCUAGAAAGGAUUUUGAUGAGGAGAAAGUUAAUGGAGUGAACUUGAGGGCGAAAUGUUUGGAAAUGGAGAAAAGUACUGAAGAAACCAAGAAGCUAGCUGGGGGGAUGGAGGCUGAAAAUUGCAAGCUCAUAGGGGAGAAGAAAGAGUUGGAGAGCCACUGCACAAUGUUGAUGAAGGAAAUAGCCUCAGUGGAGGAAACACUUGCUGAGGCCAGAAAAGAAUUUGAUGACAUGCGGGCCAAAGUGAAAUUAUCAGAUCUCAACUCGGAGCUAGUAUUGAACAUGUUAAGGAAAACUGUGGCAUUGGUUAGCUCUAACGACGAAAGGGGUGUCAUUGAAGAUAGUGUGCUUGUCAAUGGGCAGAAGGCAAAAGAAGAGACCGAACCACAUGUCAGAGAAUUGGAAGCAAUCAAGGAUGCUUUCAAGGGUAGAGAGAAUAAGGUUGAAGACAUGAGGCGGGAGCUUGAGUUCUUGCAGAAUUCUGUGGCAAAGGCGCGCAAGAAGAAUGGCUUUUGGGCUUUGUUGUCUUCUGCUACAACUAUUUUUGCUGCUGUUUCUGUUGCGUAUGUUGCUCGUGGACAUUGAGUGGAUCAGGUUUCCGGAUAAGUCCUCUUUGUUAAGCCAAGUUCCUACAGCUUUAAGUGUAAACAAGUCUGUUUGCUGAAGCUAGGAUCAUGUCCUCACUUUUUUUUAUUGCUCUUUCACUACAAGAAACAACUAAUUGAUCUACAUGUCAGUUACUUGAUAUUUUUGACUGCUAUGGAUUUUAUCUUAUGCUCCUUCCAAUUCUUUCACCGGUGUGUUCAUUUGCAUAAUCAUG